AUGCACGGAGUCAAGCGUACCCGCGUCUCCCCCGAGGCUGCCGAGGCCAAACGCAUCAAGGAGCAGAGCAAGAUUCAGGCUUACGUUGCGUUGCAAGACGAUGUCCUUGCCAGCAAACGUGCAAAGGAAUACACUGUGGAAGCUCUCGGCAAGACGAACCAGCUGCUCGACUUGAACCCAGAGUUCUAUACUAUCUGGAACUACCGUCGCAACAUCCUCACGCGUGGCCUCUUCCCCGAGUCUACCCCUGAAGAAAUUGUUGGUCUGCUUACAGGUGAACUUCGCAUGACAAUGGCGUACCUCCGGGUACACCCAAAGGUGUACUGGAUCUGGACACACCGUAUGUGGUGUCUCGAGAACGUACCCCUUGGUCCUGGCGAGAGCAAGGGAUGGCGAAACGAGUUCUGGAAGACCGAGUUUAUGAUUGUUGAGAAACUCCUCGACGCUGAUGCACGGAACUUCCACGCGUGGUCAUACCGUCGUUAUGUCGUCGAGUCGUUGCCUGCGUCCUUCUCCCCUGCACGCUCACCCGCCGACGAACUCAAGUACACGUCCAAGAAGAUUGAAUCCAACUUUUCCAACUUUUCAGCAUGGCAUUACCGGACAAAGCUGCUUGGCAAGAGCUGGGCCGAAAUUACCCCAGAAGAGGUGGCAGACGAAAAGGACCAAGAGUUUGAACUCGUAACGCAGGCCCUCUGGACCGAUCCCGGAGACCAGUCUGGAUGGUUGUACCACCGAUGGCUCAUUGGCCACAAUCCUUCCCCACAGGUCCUUGCGCGCGAGCUCGAGUCCAUUCAAGAGCUGCACAAGGAGGAGCCCGAUUCAAAGUGGUGCAUGAAUGCUCUCGCCCAUUACCACCUCCUCUCGGCUCGUCUGGCAUCAGCAUCAGAAACUGAUGUCACCAAGCAUCGCGCCGAGGCAAAGACGAUCCUGGAGCGGCUCGAGGUCAUCGACGAGGACCGCAAGGAGCGGUAUCGCGAACUUGCUAGCCAUUACUAG
Molecule: messenger RNA, 999 nt
Organism: Apiotrichum porosum
Lineage: Eukaryota; Fungi; Basidiomycota; Tremellomycetes; Trichosporonales; Trichosporonaceae
Gene: BET4
Product: Rab geranylgeranyltransferase
Exons: 9
Coding region: 1-999 (332 amino acids)
Biological process (GO): protein geranylgeranylation
Cellular component (GO): cytoplasm; Rab-protein geranylgeranyltransferase complex
Molecular function (GO): Rab geranylgeranyltransferase activity
Source: RefSeq, a predicted model, not a curated record